Messenger RNA from Salmo salar (Atlantic salmon), 9319 nucleotides. Its product is annotated as arf-GAP with GTPase, ANK repeat and PH domain-containing protein 1. Gene Ontology annotation, molecular function: GTPase activity; GTP binding; GTPase activator activity. Gene Ontology annotation, biological process: activation of GTPase activity; negative regulation of neuron apoptotic process. The record is from RefSeq and is a predicted model, not a curated record. Gene Ontology annotation, cellular component: nucleus. NCBI's taxonomy places the organism in Eukaryota, Metazoa, Chordata, Actinopteri, Salmoniformes, Salmonidae.
GAUGAGGGCGGUGGAAGGAGGGAGGUGGUGAAUAAGCUGUUGCUACCCCAAUCCUUGCUGAUUUUCAAAGGGGGGUGAAGGGAGCCGUUCUGGAGGGAGAUGGAGCUAUUGUGACUCCCAAGGAGAGAGAAAGGGGAGAGGAUAGAUAGAGCCUUCUCCCCUCUCGUCGUCCACCUUUUUCCAGCUCCUUUUUUUCCUUCCCUUCUCUCCUGCAUUCCUCUCCUCUCUUCCACCUUUAGCUACCCUCCUUUCUGUUCGGAUCCCCACUCUCAUCCUCACAUCCCCUCCCUUUUCUGUGCCCCAAGAUGUAUCAUCACCCAUUCAGUUUGUUUUCAAACCACCUUAUUUAAUUUGACGGUUAUACCCUCCCCCUCACACUCUCCUGUUCAUUUUUAUCCUUUUCUCCUCUCUCUCUCUCCCUUCCCUCCCUCGCUCUCUCCUUUCAUUCAUCAGUAUGACGUCUGUGGAUUUUUUCAUCACUUUUCUUCCACCAUUGCAUCAUCGCUCGCUCCCUCUUUCCUGAAGGGGAGGGGGAGAGAAGAAGAGCGAGAGAGAGGGAGAGCGGGAACUGCCAGGCGAUUGCCUUAAGAAGAACAGAGCGAGAGAGAGAGAGAGAGAGAGAGAGCAAGUGAUGGGUAGGAGGAGGCAGAGGAUUUUGUCUUGGUUUUGUCUGAUCCGACACGAGCCACAGAACGUGAGUGCUUGACCGAGGACAGGCAUCUCUCACUGGACGCAUCAUCCUCACCCUUCCACUCAGACCGUCUGUCUGCCUGCCUGGAGCUGGGGCUGGAGCUGUGGUAGCGACGGGCUAUCGGAGAGGCUAGCAGGCACAGUGUCUCUGAUGAGAGGAGGGGCUAAGCUGAGCCGGUGGGCUUGCUCUCUGCCUCACAGACACAUUUUAUUGACUUGCUAAUUGCCUAAGACACUCAGAGGAGAGGAUGCAGUGACUGAAGGGCGGGAAGGAACCAACUGUACAGAAGAGGGUUACAGGCAGAGGAACAGUGACUGCGUUCUGCCUAUCUGGCCACCAUCUCUGCUUCUCUUUACUGUGGGAAUUACAACAGAUGUUUGCAGCCUGCCUUUCAUUGAUCCGCACAACGUGCAUACGUGAUUCAUGCAUGACAUUAGUGUGUCUUUGCCUCACAUGCAGUCGGAAGGAGACUCUCGCCACCACAUGCUUUGCAACACGUGAAUGAUUUCCAUAUGGAUUUUUGUUCUCGUAUUUACAUUCAAACCUGUUUUUCUGUGCUGGGUCUGCUUAAGCUGUUGUUUACUGUGUUGUCUGGUUUGUCUUUACCACGAUACAUACCCUUUGGUGUCUGUGACGGUGCGACAUUUAUUUUUUUAAUUUUUUUGUCAACCAAUCAAAUGUAAUGGGAAUAUGAAGAUUCUGAAGCAUACAAUGCAUAUCCUUCACUGGGAGUGAAGAAAUUAUCUGAAGAGAAGCUUACAGGCUGAAGACUGACUUGAGGCAUUUCAUCUUGUGUGAUUUUGUGGAGUGGGGAACUACGUAGUUCAGUCUUGUUGGAAAAAUGGACCAGGCUCAUUUGUUGACUCUUGCAUAAUUCCAGACUACCCAGUCUCAAACAUCAAGAUCGAGGAAAGCAAUCUCAGAUCCCUGGCUUCGGGCUGUAGAAUUAAUCUUUCAUAUGGAGAGAGAAAGGGGAAAAGAAAGAGAGGAUUGUGAAUGAACCCGUGGAGGAGACCAGUGAUCAGCAAAGAGAAGGUGACAAGGGGAUUACAGGAAGGAUUAAAAUAAAAAGUACACUCUAGACUUAAGUAACUCAGCCUUGUUAAGUAUGCUCCGCUAAUUCCAGGUAGCUUAAACUGAUUCACUCUGUCUCACUUGUGCUGACUCUUGAGUUUUCAUAUCAUGGGUUCAGAAUCCUGAAGAAGCAAGCCAGCAAGACUCCUACCACCUCUUGACAAAGUUACCAUUCACCCACAUCAGACGUAUCCCUACGCCAGUUAGUUUGACAGUACCGUCUGACUGUUUUCUGGUCUGGCUGUUGUCUCUCUGGUGAAGCCUCCAGCUGUGGGUUGCCAUGCCUGUUCCCUCCGGGUCUGUCUGGGUCAGAGUGAGGGCUCUGCCGCUGCUCUGAGGUCGGUCUGCCUCCCUGUCUGCCAGCCUGCCGCCCCUAUGAGCCAAACAGGCACCCUACCGAGGCGCACCACCUACCUCAUCUCCCUCACCCUGGUCAAGGUCGAGGCAGUAGGGGGUGAUGGAGGGGCCACUGGGCCCCAGCCACAGCUGGCCCUUGCCCUGGGGAGAGGAGGUGUGGGGGGCCCUGGGUAUGAGGAGGAUGAGGAGCUGAGCAGGACCACUGAGGAUGAGGGAGGACACUCGUGUGCCGUGGGGGAGAGAGAGGGGGACACAGAAAUGGAGGAAGAUGAGCAGGAGGACAUCAGCUUUGGGGGGCCUGUUCAGGAGAGGGGGAAGCCUGAGAUGAGGGAGAAAGAGAGUCGUGGGCCAGGCUCCUCGAAAGAUAUCACAUUGGGGAUUCAGAGCAAGGAGUCUCCCCUCUUACCGAAGAACGUGAAAGACCAAGUGAAGGGGCUUGCAGGGGUGUCAGGUGUCCCCGCAGAGGCAGGGCUGAGGAGAGAGGGAAUCCGUCCUAAAACAGAACUCUACAGGGAGCCACCCAUGCUGUUUCCAAGGGGCGAGGAGGGGAUGGGCGACCCAAGCAGCACCCUCUGCCGGGGCAGCGUGCCCAUCACUGUCCCGCCCAGGUUUACCCAUCGACCCGAGGUCCUGAUGAGGUCACAUGCCGGGGGCGGGGCUGUAAGCCGGCGGGAGUUGAGGGAAGCCGAUCAGAGUAUGCCUCCAUCUGCCAAGAGUCUGGACCGCAAAGACAACCGUAUAGGGGAUCGGUCACCUAUGACAGGUGCUGCGGCCGCCCUAGGGCCUUACCGAGCAUCCUGGGCAGACAGUGACGGCAGGACCACCCUCCUUCACCAGGGGGUCCCAGUGGGGGGAGGGUUUACAGGCGUGGUGACCAGGGAAAGCCCCCAAGGGGACAGGCUGAAGACAGGCUCCACCUCCCUGCCAGCUCAACCCACCACCCAGGUGUCCAAGCCGGCAAGGAAGGGCAAGAGCCGUACCCUGGACAACAGUGACCUGCACUCUCUCUCUGAGGACCUGAAGAAGGGGAAGGAUGGCAAGGGCCAGGGUCAGGGGGGAACCACCCAGCGCACCCGCGACCGCAAGAUGCUCAAGUUCAUCAGUGGGAUCUUCACAAAGAGUACGCCUGCGCCUCCCAGCUCCAACACAACGCCCCCUAUUUACACACCCGUACAGAGGGGUUCUAGUGAGGAGGAAGCGGCGUGCACUAACAGUCAAGAAUGGACCUUCAGUCGAACCGUCCAAGAGCUCCGUCUGGGGGUGUUGGGAGGUCUCCGCAGUGGAAAGUCAGCCUUGGUCCACAGACACAUGACCGGGACCUACCUCCCCCUGGAGAACCCAGAUGAGGGCAGGUAUAAGAAGGAGGUGCUGGUUGAUGGUAACAGUCACAUGUUGCUGAUCAGGGAGGAGACAGGACCCCCAGAUGCACAGAUGGCUAACUGGGUGGACGGGGUCAUCCUGGUCUUCAGUCUGGAAAAUGAGGCCAGUUUCCAGGAAGUGUACAGGAACUACAGCGAGCUGGGCUCUCACCGCAACAUCGCUGAGAUCCCCUUCAUAGUCGUGGGCACCCAAGAUAAAAUCACCAGCACCAACCCUCGGGUGAUAGAGGACGCCAGGGCCAGACAGCUGUGUUCAGACGUCAGGCGCUGUACCUACUACGAGACCUGCGCUACCUACGGCCUCAACGUCAACCGCGUCUUCACCGAGGCUGCCCACAAGAUCAUGGCAGUGAAGAAGCAGGCAGCUCUAGUGGCCUCCUGUAAAUCCCUGCCCAACUCUCCCAGUCACUCUGGAGGCUCUACCCCAGUGUCAGGAGUCUUUCCUGGGCAGGCCAGUAAUGGUGGACAGAGUAGUGACUACUCGUCCUCUCUGCCCUCCACCCCAGUGAUCAGUCAUAAAGAGAUAGGUGGGGCAGCAGGCGGGGAGAGGCUGGGCAGCGCCACCCCAGGGUCUGUCCGCAGCGCCUCCCGGCGACGCACCGGCUCCCGCUUCACGGGCCAUAGGGGCAGUGACUCGGAGAGGAGGAGUACAGACAGUAAGACAGGAGACCUGGGCAUUGGACGCUCCAUCCCCAUUAAACAGAGCAUCCUGCUGAAGCGCAGUGGCAACUCCCUCAACAAGGAAUGGAAGAAGAAAUAUGUCACACUGUCCAACAACGGCAUGCUCUCCUAUCACUCCAGCGUCAAUGAAUACAUGCAGAAUGCCCAUGGGAAGGAAAUGGACAUGCUGCGGGUGACUGUGAAGGUGCCAGGGAAACGCCCGCCCCGCGCUGGUGCCGUCCCUUCCUGUGGCCCUCCGCCCGGCCUCAACGGCCUGGUCAAAGACGUACAGGGGCCUGAGGGGGCCAGUGCAGUCCCUGGUAGUGGCAGUAACCUCCUGCCGGUAGAGGAGGGGGCGGGAGGAGGGUUGUCAGAGGGGUGCAGAGGGGUGCAGCGCUGUCCCUCUACUGUCUCCUACAAGGCCCAAAGUGUGGACACUGCCAUCGAGGGUGUGUCCAACCCCUCCUCCUCUAAAGACACAGGCCCCGCCUCCCCGAUGGUUGACAGGAAGAAGCAUCGCAAGAAGAAGAGCAUGAACCUGAAAGGAGACACAGCAAUUGGCCAAGCAGAUGCAAAGCGCAAAAUGUGGAAACUAAAAAGCUUUGGUAGCUUAAGAAACAUAAACAAGACAGACGAGGAUAACUUUGACUUCCUUAUCGUGUCAAGCACGGGCCAGACGUGGCACUUUGAGGCCCAGAGUGUGGAUGAAAGGGACGCCUGGGUGACGGCCAUCGAGAGCCAGAUCCUGGCCAGCCUGCAGCUGUGUGAGAGCAGCAAGAACAAGGCUCGUAAGAACAGCCAGAGUGAAGCUGUGGCGCUGCAGGCUAUCCGUAACGCCAAGGGCAACAGCCUCUGUGUGGACUGUGAAGCACCUAACCCAACAUGGGCCAGUCUGAACCUGGGGGCUCUUAUCUGCAUUGAGUGUUCAGGGAUCCACAGGAACCUGGGCACCCAUCUGUCCCGUGUCCGCUCUCUGGACCUGGACGACCUGCCCAGAGAACUCACCCUGGUGCUGGGCGCCAUUGGCAACCACCUGGCCAACAGCAUCUGGGAGGGACGCACACUGGGCCGCCGGAAACCCACACCCGAUGCCACCCGAGAGGAGCGGGAAUCGUGGAUCCGGGCCAAGUAUGAGCAGAGGCUGUUUGUGGCUCCGCUGGUCCCGCCCUCCCCCUCCAUGUCCCCCAGCCAGGGAACAGAAGUCAACACGCUGUCGGCCCGUCUGCUGGUGGCCGUGAUGGAGAGGGACCUCCCCCGCCUGCUCCUCCUCCUGGCCCACAGCACCAAGGACGACAUUAACGCCCCACUCCGCCCAGGGGGUCCCCUCUCUCCUCAGCCCCCUGCUGCAUUCCCCAGCUCUCCCAUGGGGGGAUCCCCCCUGCCGCCCCACUCAGCGCUGCAUGCCGCCUGCCAGCUCGCCGACGUGGUCAUGACCCAGUUGCUGGUCUGGUAUGGCAGUGAUGUGAGGUGUCGGGACGCCCAGGGGCAGACGGCACUCACGUUGGCGCGUUUCGCUGGAAGUCAAGAGUGUGCCGACAUCCUCCUGCAGUACGGCUGCCCCAACGAGCCGGCCCCCUCGGUUGCCACAACGCCCAGCCUCUCAGUCGCCACGACACCCAGCCUUUCACGCAAGAGCAGCGCUGCCAGCCUCAGCCGCAGCUCCAGAAGAGCAGUGUCUUAAUGUGACAGGGGUUAGAGCGCACUGUGUGAAAGUGUAAGUGUGUAUGUACGUGUAAAAGGGUGAGUACAUGCAAUAUGUGUAUGUGUGUGAGAGAGAGGUUGUGUGGGUGGUGCAUGUGUGUUUGUGACCAUAUGCAUGCCAGGGUAGCUCUAGUUGAAGGGGAAGGCUGUGUCAUCACAGUGUCCUCUAAAAGGAACCCAUAAAGUCACACCAGGACGUAGUCCCAGACCAGAAGGACUGAAUAAACAAGCAGCCAACACCAUCACCACCCUUAGUGGUGCACGGGUCAGCUGUUUAUUCACCCACACCGGCCCGCAAUUGUUAAAAAAAAACAUCCGCCACCGCCCAACUAUAUGUGAUAAAGUGAAAAUCUGAGGCCUGACCCUAACCCGCAAAUAUAUAAAAUGUUAAAAGCUGUAAAAACUACCCAACAUGUUUCUGAUAACAUUUCAGUUCGGCUUGGAUGCAUAUUUUAUGUGGUUGAAAUAGGCUACUAUCAGCUUUUCUGAUGCUGAUAAAGAUAGGAAGUUUACAGACGGUCCCUAACCACACAUUCAUUCUCUCAAGAUGCUGAAAUAAAUAAAUAAUAUUUCUCCACUCCAGUCAAAAUGUACAUUUGGUGUAUAAUUUCACAAGUUAAUAUUAUAUUAGGCGGUUAUAGACCUAUAUUCAGUGUGCAUAUUUCAGGAUACUAUUCCAUUUAAAGGUCCAGUGCAGCAUUUGUAUCUGUAUUUCAAAUCAUUUCUGGAUAACAAUUAAGUACUUUAGUGUUAUUGUUUUCAAUUAAAAUGGUUAAAAAGAAACAAAAUUGACUUCUUAGCAAAGAGCAAUUUUUCAAGAAGAAUUUAGCUAAGACUGUCUAGGAGUGGUUUGAGUGGGGAGGUGAAAACAGAAAAUGUGCACUUAUUGGCAGAGAGGUUUGGAACUCUUGUCUAUUAACUAAUUUACCACAUGAUGAUGUCACCACGGAAGGCCAAAACUCCCUCCCACCAAAACAGGCUGAAACUUCAGGCUGUCUUUUCAAACAGCUCUUACACUAAAAGGGCAGUAUCAUAAUUUUCUAAAUUGUACAGUAUUAUUCCAACUUCAGUGUGGAAAUAUAUAUAAAACACAAAUCAUGUUUUUUGACUGUACUGGGCCUUUAACCCAUCUGAACAGUAGCCUAUAGUUCCCUUGAUGUACCAUUUUGAAGUCCUCCUCUUGUGACUGUCAAAUUUGUAUAGCACCUCACAAUCACACAUAAUAGUUGGCACUGCUAUCAUCCUCUUUUACCACUUCACCAAAUCUUUCCCAAACAUCAGGCUACUGUUCUGGCCCUUCUAUUUAUUUUCAACUCUCCAUUUUGCAGCUCGUCUCUUAUUUAAUUAAACUCCAAUAUUGUCCUUUUUGCCUCAGUGGAUCAACGUUAACUUUUUCUGCUUAAGUUCGCAAAAGCUUUUUACGAUUGCUGUGUAUUCAGAGAGUGUACAGUUAGGCCCUAAAGUUUAGACUUAGGCUACACUCUAGCACCAGAUUUAAAAAAAAACUAAAAACUAAAUGUAGCCUAUAGAUAUGAAUUGCACAAGAAUUAUAUAUUUAUGGAUUUUUUUUAUGCAUUGUUUAUUCAACCCGCCUGCCCGACCUUCAGCCACGCAAUAUUUAAUUGCCCUAAACUGCAGGGACUGCAGGUUAUGAGUCAACCCACACAUCACUAACCACAGUAAAGCCAGGAGGCAGAACUCCCUCUAACUUGGCUCUGUGUGUGUGCAUGCAUGUUUGAAAGAGAGGGACGGGUCUAGUCAGUGGGGUACCUUGUCCCCGCUAUGGCGCUGAUCAUAUAUACUCUUCCAGGCUCACCUCACCACUGCUCGGUUGGACCUUUUUACCUGCCAAAAGGUGUGCUACUGCUUCACCAGUACCCCGUACCCUGAGCCUCAUUAACACAAACUGACAAACAGGGAUAAUGUAAUGUCAAGCUCUGGGGCCAAAUUGAUGGCCUGUCCUGUAUACUGACUUGGGUUCAUGCCCAAUCACAUCUCUCAAACCACAGGGUUGGGAGAAGAAAACAAACCAGAGGUACAGAACUGCAAUAAUUGAAUUACCAGUGUGAGACAAUGGAUGUGUCUUUCUCGCCCUUCUGUACCUCUGGAUGCUUGAAGUCCCAUGAUAAGACUAUAUAGUAUGAAGACAGGAAGAUGGUUUCCGCUCUCAACAGCAGAGAAUGUCAUUUUAAAAUUCAUUAUGAACAUUUCUCCUGUGCUUUGAUGGUUAGGUUGACGUGGAGCAGCUUAACUUCAAAUGCAGCUAAAUCUAUAAAGAUGCUUCAGUAUGAUGAUAAAAGGAGUAUGAGGGGCCUCUUUGAAUCUUCUGAAUGACAUUGUACUUACUCAUACAGAAACUUAACAGUGGAGUCAAGACCAACAGCAAUGGCCAGUGCUGGAACUAUAAUGACCACUUUUAAAGGACCACUGUACCAUGGUCAGACAAAAUGGUCAGUUACCGAACAAUGCUCAGCUGAGAUCAAAUUCAAAAUAAAUACUGUCCAACAGAUAUAGGAUUUGUAUUUUAAGAAUUUAGGUCAAAAUAAUAAUUGUAUAGAAAGACAUAUGAAAUUGACAUUAUUACUAUACUAUCAAUAUUGAGAAGUACUUCAUGGUCAAGAAUGUUAAUGUAUGUUCUGAAGUUUGUAUGGUAGGUUAUUGUUUAAUACACACAGGGGUUACUCUUAGCUGUUCAGAGAUACAAAACUGUGACAGAUUUGGUGAUUUCUUUUAUUUGGCAGUCCGCUAUCUAGCUCCCUGACGUCACUUUGAGAUCCAAGAUGGAGACUUGUAAUGUGUGUGAAUAAUGCGUGUUUCAAUAAUGAGAGAGAGACCCAUCCACCCACUAGGGCAGUUGCUCUAUGUCCUAUUUUAGCUGAACAGUGUUACUGCCAGACACCAUUGUAUUGUGAAACAAAUUAAAUGCCUUCCAGUUUGAUUGAAUGUAUUGCAAAUAUUGGGAAUGUUUUGGUGCACUGCCACACCCAGAAAAGAAUAAGGGGUUCAAAACCAAAACUCAAGACGUCAUUCUCGAUUAUUAUUCCAACUGUACAAAAGGAUUAUUAGUAAGGGAAAUUAAUUGCCUUGUAUUGAGAAUGAAAAGUUUGCUAGUGGCCACAUUAGAGACCGUUGUCAUAACACCACAAGGACCAUGUUGCUUUUAUAUUGGGACUUACCAAACUACUGCAGUAUGAUCAUACCUCUUUUCUUUUUUUUACUGAAAAUGGAAAUUUGUCUGUAAAUUGUGUAUGCUUCUCUUUUGUUUUGCAGUGUUUUUCUACUCCUGUAUAUGAUUCAUUCAAGUUAGCUGUCAAUACAAUUACUGUCAAACCUGUGGUUUUAUUUAUAUAUUUGGGAGUGUUUUCAUAUUUUAAAUGUGCAACUUUUAUCUGCUUAAAAAAAGGAAAGUGAAAACAGCAUACAACAAAGCAACAAUAAAAAUGUUGUAUUCUGGGUA